GCGAUGGUACACAAGCAUAGCACGGUCAGCGAAGCCUACUCAGUCUUGGGGGUCGAACAGGGUUCAUCUCUAGAAGUUGUCAAGAGCACAUACAGACAACUCGCGCUACGAACUCAUCCGGAUAAGAAUCCUGGGAAUGAAGACGCUACAGCCCAAUUCCAGCGCCUGAGUGAAGCAUACAAUGUCUUGCUCAAGCACCUGGACCGAACUUCUGCGCCUCCCCGCUCAGAUUUCGGCCAUUCUCAUUCCUUCGGUGGCUCUAGCGCUUUCGGUCCCUUUGGACAUUUCGACGACGAUUACGAUGACGAGGAUGAUUAUUACGAGGACUCCGAAGAAUACGAAUCGGACUACGAGGAAGAUCUGAUGUUCUACAUGUUCCUAUUCGAAGAAUUGCUGAGGGGCCGGUCAAGUCGUUAUGCGAAUUCGAGGCGGGGUCGUCCCGGAUACUAUCCGAGUGGUCCCCCAGAGACUAAUGCGCAGUACGAGGCACGGAUGCGUGCUACUCGAGAGGAGCAGCGGGCGGCGGAGGAACGGAGGAAGCAGCAGGAAGCCGCACGGAAAUUAGCUAAGGAAAGGGAGCGUGAAAGAGAGAAGCUCGAGGCCGAGCGUCGGCAGCGGGAGAAGGCCGAAAGUAAGAAAGCACAGGCCGAGGCAUCUCGCAAGUCUGCCGCCCAAGCCGUUCGAGCUCAGCAGGAACGGAGGCAACAGCUUCGUUCUGCAACAUUUGCUGCUGCCAGGAAUGGAAAUACUGAUAAGGUCAAGAAGGGCGUCUGGGAGGAUAACGUGGACGCCGCUGGAGGGGAGGUAUUACUUAGUUGUGGAGACUUUGUGAAGUUGAAACCCUUGGAUCCCAAGGAAACCCUCAUGCAUAUCGCUGCCCGGAAUGGUGAUCGCGAGUUGGUGGAGUGGCUCGAUACGCACAGUGCCGAUCCUGAGGAGCGCAACUCCGAAGGAUUCACUGCGUUCCAUUUAGCUCUUCGUCAAGGCGAUGUCGCCAUUCUGAGGUAUUUCAUCGAGACCUAUGCUCCUGAGGAGGAAGAGUCCAAGGCGAUCUAUGAGCCGCCUGAAACCCACAGUCUACUUCGCUGUGUCAUUGAAGCUCGCAAGCCGGAAGCGGUCUGGCUUGUCUUGGAUAAAGGCUUGUGCUCUCAACAAGAAAUAGGCGAUAUCUGGUCGUGGCUUUCUUCGGCUGAGGGUAUGCAGGCGAUGACAAAAUGCGAUCGCGACACCAAACGGAGCCUAGCUGUUUACGAAGAAAUCCGCAACAUAGUGAUGACUUACGGCGGUUUCACCCCUCCGCCGACACCUACCUGUGGCUCUCAACAAUCUUCAUGGGACCACAAAGAUUAUCGGACAAAGUUGAGCCCUUCCACUAGCAGUACCUCUGGCAAAUCUCAGAAAGCUGCGUUACCACGGGAGUCGGAUGCGGCCUCGGGACCCGGAGGUCCUGGAUCUGGCCGUCCAUAUUAUAAACGAGGAUCCGUGAAGCGUCCCGCCAACUCACGCCCUCCGGCCACAUCUCAUGAGUCCCCGCAGGGGUCAUCUGUCGGCCAUUCUGCCGCUACAGACGCACCUCGACCGGAUGGUAGAGGUCGGGGGCGGGGACGUGGACGUGGACGGGGUCGCGGACGGGGCAUUGGCCGCGGAUUUACUAGAGGUGCAUCAUCUCCUGUCGCGACUUGAUCACUCUAUCGCAGACGACGCUAUUUUUCCUUGGUCAAGCAUGUCUCCUGAAAGAACGUCAGCUUUAUCGCACUUGUAUGUUCAUUCAAAUUCAUUCUCAUGUGUAUGCUCUCCCAUAAUUACUGUAAAUAAUUUCCUUAGUAGCCCGGUCUCACUGCCCCAAGUAGUACACGUUCAGUAGCAUAGAGUCGCAAUGUCUUCUCAUCUUAUUCGCCCAAUCGUAUGUGCAUGUGCU
This is a messenger RNA of Gloeophyllum trabeum ATCC 11539, 1918 nucleotides long. RefSeq lists its product as uncharacterized. Gene Ontology annotation, cellular component: spliceosomal complex. NCBI's taxonomy places the organism in Eukaryota, Fungi, Basidiomycota, Agaricomycetes, Gloeophyllales, Gloeophyllaceae. Bases 4 to 1683 code for a protein of 559 amino acids. The transcript has 7 exons. Gene Ontology annotation, molecular function: protein binding. The record is from RefSeq and is a predicted model, not a curated record. Gene Ontology annotation, biological process: spliceosomal complex disassembly.